GCCAGACGGCACAGUCAUGCAGGUGGGUAACCAGCGCUUCCGAUGCCCCGAGGCGGUCUUUAAGCCCAUGCUGAUUGGUCUCGAUGAAGCUCCUGGGUUCCAUGAGAUGACCUUCCAGUCCAUCAACAAGUGUGAUAUCGACGUGCGUCGUGACCUGUACGGGAACAUUGUACUUUCUGGCGGGACCACCAUGUUCAAGAACCUUCCUGAGCGUCUUGGAAAGGAGAUCAGCAACCUUGCGCCCUCUUCCAUCAAACCGAAGGUGGUUGCACCACCGGAGCGGAAGUACAGCGUAUGGAUUGGUGGCUCCAUCCUGUCAUCCCUCACGACAUUCCAGACCAUGUGGAUCAAGAAGAGUGAGUAUGACGAGGCCGGUCCGAGUAUUGUGCACAACAAAUGCUUUUAA
Trypanosoma rangeli is the source of this 406-nucleotide messenger RNA. Its product is annotated as actin. NCBI's taxonomy places the organism in Eukaryota, Euglenozoa, Kinetoplastea, Trypanosomatida, Trypanosomatidae. The record is from RefSeq and is a predicted model, not a curated record. The annotation marks the transcript as partial. The transcript has a single exon.